Molecule: messenger RNA, 810 nt
Organism: Magnolia sinica
Lineage: Eukaryota; Viridiplantae; Streptophyta; Magnoliopsida; Magnoliales; Magnoliaceae
Product: NDR1/HIN1-like protein 26
Exons: 1
Coding region: 103-735 (210 amino acids)
Biological process (GO): defense response to other organism
Source: RefSeq, a predicted model, not a curated record
AAUCACUCCUAUACAUAUAUCUAUUCCUCUCUCUCUCUCUCUCUCUCUCUCUCUCUCUCUCUCUCUCUCUCUCUCUCAUACAGACUACAACCUUUGCUGCAAAUGUCUCAUCUCCUCGUACAAUCACCGAAACAUUGCGCAAAACAUGGAAUGAACGUGGAUAAGCUCUACAAGAGGUUAUUCUACGCAAUCUCCACCUUCCUCAUCUCUAUCCUCUCCAUACUCUUCCUUACCUGGCUUAUCCUACGCCCCUCCAAGCCCCACUUCUUCCUCCAACAAACCAACGUCUACCAGCUCAACCUCUCUGGGCCCCACCUCAUUAACUCAUCCAUCGAAGCCACCUUGCUCUCCAAGAACCCAAACAAGAAAGUCGGCGUUCUCUAUGACCAAAUCCAAGCUUAUGCUUCCUACAAGGGCCAGCAGAUUACUCUACAUUCAUCUAUCCCUCCUUUCUACCAACCCCAUGAAGUUACCAACACUCUAAGUGCUUUGUUGAUGGGGAGCUGGGUCCCAGUCGCACCAUCCUUCGGCUAUGAAGUGGACCGCGAUCAGGUGUCCGGGAAGUUGUCUCUGGAUUUGAAGCUUAAUGGGCGGCUGCGAUGGAAGGUGGGGAGUUGGGUGUCCGGUCAUUACCGUUUCAACGUUGAUUGUGUGGCUGUCAUGGCUUUUGAAUCGAAUAUGGGCUUUGGGCCGAUGAGUUCGACAGAGGGGACGCAGUGUUCUACCUCUGUGUGAAGAUUACUAAGUCUGUAGUAAGUUUGGUUUGGUUUUUGUUAAUGGUUUGUAGCUAAACUUUCCUGCUUUGUGCUA